Messenger RNA from Pieris macdunnoughi, 240 nucleotides. The record is from the annotation of a GenBank genome assembly. Lineage: Eukaryota; Metazoa; Arthropoda; Insecta; Lepidoptera; Pieridae.
AUGUCUCGGCGUCCGCUGCUGCUGCUCUGCCUUCUGGCGGUCGCGCUCGCCAACCAGCUAGAAGACAUACCCCAUAAUGAAGUCAAAAACUGGGCGUUAAAAUUUGGCGUGGACCUGUGGGAGUUUGGGCGGCAUUUCACGAAAAUGAAUCAAAUUCAAAAUGUAAGUAUUUUUUGCAUUUACCGCUUUGAAAGUUACUUCAGUAAACUUUGGGGUGAUCGGUUGGACGCGUGCUUAUAA